Messenger RNA from Schistocerca cancellata (South American locust), 701 nucleotides. RefSeq lists its product as uncharacterized. Bases 126 to 701 code for a protein of 191 amino acids. NCBI's taxonomy places the organism in Eukaryota, Metazoa, Arthropoda, Insecta, Orthoptera, Acrididae. The transcript has 3 exons. The record is from RefSeq and is a predicted model, not a curated record.
UCUUGCUCAGGGCAUUGUUUUGUGGUUAAUUAUAUUUUCAGCAUUAGAAAGGAAUGCUGGUAUGUAAUUUAUUACAAUUUAUUUAAUACUGGCUGUGUAAUUAGAAGUAAAUAUUGUAUCACACAAUGCACUGUAUGCUUAUUCAUUCAUUUCAGUACCUUCUCAUGAUGAAUGAUUGCCACCUUGAAAAAGCCAGAAUGGUUUCCACUAAGGAAAACUUGAAGGUUAGCCAACAAGAUACACACUACAAUGCAAGACUCGAGUCUUCUGUAGCAUCUGUUUCCCCAUCAACAUCACUUUCUUCACAACAGUCUAAAUGCAGUAACUAUAGCUAUGCUGCAAGUUUAUACAAAAGUGUUAUAAGUAACAGUAUUUUAUACAAUGACUCAAGAGGUCUGCAUGGUUCUUCUGAAUUACACAGUUCUGUAAAGAAGUUUGGUGAAACUAUGUGGCUUGAGUAUUUAAAUACUGCCAAUGAGUGGCAGAUUGAAGGAUUUGUUGAGAAGUACAAGAAAAUUAAAGACAGGGCAGCUCUUUUGAAAGGCAGUUUACAUAAGGUUGUGGAAACUGAGAACCCUGUCUAUGAGAAGCUGAAGAACUGGAAUGAAAAGAAAUAUCAAGCUGAAACUUUGUACAUGUUCAUCCAAGACAUCGUUGAACCUACUCCAAAAAAGCCAUUGGAUUCAGAAAUGGUCAAGUGA